AUGGUGGCUACCUCGUUCGCGCGUAUGCUCAAGGGCCAAGUCCGUUGCUACUCCGCACCCUUGGACAUGGCCAUCCCGGCGUCCAAGCAGCGCUACAUCCCCACGGCGGGCACCUAUCCUCAGGGUUUCCAGGUCUCCGGCACACACGUCGGCGUCAAGGCGUCCAACACCCGGUUCCCGGACCUGGCGCUGAUCGCCUCCGAGACGCCGUGCUCGGCCGCCGCUGUGUUCACGACCAACAAAUUCCAGGCUGCGCCAGUGCAGGUGAGCCGGGAGACGCUGCGGACUCGUCAGGGAAAGGGGAUCCGGGCGGUGGUGAUCAACUCUGGCUGCGCCAAUGCCGUAACUGGCAAGGGUGGGCUGGAGGAUGCGGUGCAGAUGGGCCAUAAGGUGGAUGAGUGCAGUGGAGUCGAGAAGAAUAGCUCCCUGGUUAUGAGCACGGGAGUGAUUGGGCAGCGACUGCCCAUCAGCAAGAUCAUCGACCGCAUCCCCACUGCCCACGCCAACCUCGCCUCAUCACACGAUGCCUGGCUGACCACAGCCCGGGCUAUCUGCACAACCGACACCUUCCCCAAGCUUCUCUCCCGAACCUUCACGCUUCCCUCAGCACCAGACCGCACCUACCGGCUAGCAGGCAUGACCAAAGGCGCGGGCAUGAUCCACCCGAACAUGGCAACGCUACUGGGCGUAGUCUGCACAGACGCCGCCGUCUCGCCCGAAGCGCUGCAAUCGCUCCUGAAGCACGCCGUAUCACGAUCCUUCAACUCGAUCUCGAUCGACGGCGACACCAGCACGAACGACACGAUUGCCGUGCUAGCCAAUGGCGCCGCCGGCGGCGAGACCGUGCAAGCGCCCUCCUCGUCUGCACCCGCCAGCGCCGACUACACCGCGCUGCAGACGGUGCUGACCGAUUUCGCGCAGCAGCUGUCGCAGCUGGUGGUGCGCGACGGCGAGGGCGCAACCAAGUUCGUGACCGUGCGCGUGCGCAACUCGCCGGACUACGAGUCCGCGCACCAGAUCGCGUCUACGAUUGCGCGCUCGCCGCUCGUGAAGACUGCUCUGUACGGCCGUGACGCUAACUGGGGCCGUAUCCUGUGCGCUGUUGGCUAUACGCAGGGUGUGCGUGACGGCACCGUCGUGCCUGAGCGCACUUCGGUGAGCUUCCGUCCUGUUGAUGGUAGCCCUAUCCUCAAGCUGUUGGUGAACGGAGAGCCUGAGACUGUGGAUGAGACUCGGGCUAGUGCGAUUCUGCAGAACGAGGACUUGGAGAUUGAAAUCGAUCUCGGUGGUGGAGACCAGGGUGCUGCUGGGUGUGACGGCGAGGAUGCAGUGUAUUGGUUCUGCGAUUUCAGUCACGAGUAUGUGACUAUCAACGGGGACUACCGGACUUAA
Molecule: messenger RNA, 1392 nt
Organism: Penicillium alfredii
Lineage: Eukaryota; Fungi; Ascomycota; Eurotiomycetes; Eurotiales; Aspergillaceae
Product: bifunctional ornithine acetyltransferase/N-acetylglutamate synthase
Exons: 2
Coding region: 1-1392 (463 amino acids)
Biological process (GO): L-arginine biosynthetic process; L-ornithine biosynthetic process
Cellular component (GO): mitochondrial matrix
Molecular function (GO): L-glutamate N-acetyltransferase activity, acting on acetyl-L-ornithine as donor; L-glutamate N-acetyltransferase activity, acting on acetyl-CoA as donor
Source: RefSeq, a predicted model, not a curated record